AUGAUUAAUGCACAUUUAGAAUUUAAUCAAGCUAUUGUAGAACAUUCACAAUAUAUACAAUUAGAAGAUUAUUAUAUAUUAAAACAUGCUAUUAUUAUUGCAAUGACAACAACAUGUGUAUCAAAAUAUUUUGAUGUUAUACAAAAACUUGUAAUUAUGGAUGUUCAAGGAGCACCUCAACAACAUCCUCCACCACCUCAACAACAACAUCCAGCACCACCACAUCAGCUCCAACGUCGUCGUCAUCAUGGAGAAGGAGAUCGACGUUGA
Rotaria sordida is the source of this 270-nucleotide messenger RNA. The record is from the annotation of a GenBank genome assembly. NCBI's taxonomy places the organism in Eukaryota, Metazoa, Rotifera, Eurotatoria, Philodinida, Philodinidae.